GAAGAACAGGAAGACGCCUUUACUGCUAAAGACGUACUUGCUUCCCCUCUGUCAACCAGGGGUUAAAAUUAAAAAGUUACUAACUUCUAACAGCCAUGGAAACAAAUUGGGAACACACCGUCGACCUAGGUCAUUGAUAACACCAACUUACCGCUCGCGCUGUGGUCGUCGAAACAACUCGUGGAUAGCGGAAAGAGUUUUUUUGUUUUGUGUUUUCCUUUACCUAACCUUACUGUUACAAGCUAGCCUAGCUGAAGCUAAGGUUAGCUCAGAUAGUACCGUAUACAUUCAGGACCUAAAAUCCACGUUUCUAAAAACUUGGACUUGUGUUGCAUGUGGGAAAUAAUAGAGUGGCGUCCUCACUUUGUAUUUUAUUAACGCAACAGGUUGUUUUCGUACUUUUCGUCUCGAGGAGUUGUCUUGGGCUGUGCUUUGAAUUUCCCUCCUCCAGUGAUACCGAGAGGCGGCUUAAACAGGGGCUCGUUUUGUCUGUUGGCUUUUUACCAAAUUAUUAGCAGCACUGCGCUAAUUGUAGCUAGUUAGCCUGGGCACUAGCCUAGGCCCCUGGGAAUAAGGAGUUGGCAUUUUCCAUUGACGUUUAAAAUCUAAAAAAAGGGAUUACUGUUCCACUUGUUUAUUUUGACAUCCAAUUCAAGGAAACGGAUUAAAAGGUAGAAAUAUGGAUCAACAGACGGGGAGUUCUGCCUCAGCUGCUGGUCCCAAGAAGGACAAGAAAUCAAAGAAAAGCUACGAUGAUGGAGAUGGAAAAAAGAAAUUUACACUCAAACGGCUGAUUCCUGAUGAGUUGGAGCGUUUCACCAGCAUGAGGAAAAAGGACAAGGAGAAGCCUGGACCACCGCCAGGUCACCGACACUCUUCAGCUGCCAGCUAUGAGAUCAGUGCUCAGAGUGGCAUGAUGAAUGAUCAUUCUGAUGAAUAUGUCCUGGAACUGUUUGAACAGAUGCUGGUGGAUAUGAACCUAAAUGAGGAAAAGCAGCAGCCUCUGAGACAGAAAGACAUUUUGAUCAAACGAGAGAUGGUCUCCCAGUACCUCCACACAUCUAAAGCUGGUCAGAGCCAGAAGGAGAGUUCCAAGUCGGCCAUGAUGUACAUCCAGGAGUUAAAGGCAGACUAUCGAGAUUCACAGCUGCUGAGCUGUCUUGAAUCUCUAAGAGUUUCACUCAAUAACAACCCUGUUAGUUGGGUACAGAACUUUGGAGAUGAAGGGUUGGCUCUGCUUCUGAAUCUGCUGAGAAAACUCCAGGAAGAGGAAUACACGCCAAUUGGAACGAAAUGCCAACAUGAGAUAAUUCGCUGUCUUAAAGCUUUUAUGAACAACAAGCAUGGUCUGAAAUCCAUGUUGGAGUCACCUGAGGGAAUUCCUCUGCUAACCAGAGCCAUCAACCCAAAGGUGCCUCAUAUGAUGGUGGAUGCUGUCAAGCUUCUUUCUGCCAUCUCCAUUUUGGAGCAUCCUGAAAACCUUCACGAGCGUGUUUUAGAGGCCAUUACAGAGGAGGCAGAGAAACAGGACACUGAAAGGUUUCAGCCACUUCUUACUGGAAUGAGGAGCUCCAGCAUUGCACUUAAGGGUGGCUGCAUGCAGUUAAUCAACGCCUUGAUCAGCCGUGCAGAAGAACUGGACUUCAGAAUCCAUAUUCGCUCUGAACUGCUAAGACUGGGUCUUAGAGAUCAGCUGAAGGAGGUGCGAAAGAUAGAAAAUGAAGAGCUGAGGGUGCAACUCACAGUGUUUGAUGAGCAGGCUGAAGAUGAUUCUGAGGACCUCAAAGCACGUCUGGAUGACAUCCGAAUGGAAAUGGAUGAUGUGAGGGACAUAUUUGAAAUCUUGGUCAACACUGUGAAGGACUCCAAGGCCGAGGGCCACUUCCUGUCCCUGCUGCAGCAUCUACUACUGAUCCGUAAUGAUUACUUGGCCAGGCCUCAGUACUACAAGUUGAUAGAUGAGUGUAUCUCUCAGAUCGUACUGCACAGGAAUGGAACAGACCCUGACUUCAAGUGCCGUAACCUCAGCUUCAACAUCGAAGGCUUGAUAGACAAUAUGGUGGACAAGACCAAGGUGGAAACCAGCGAAGUAAAAGCCUCUGAACUGGAAAAGAAGCUGGAUGCAGAAUUGACGGCACGCCACGAGUUGCAGGUGGAGCUGAAGAAAUUGGAGAGCGACUAUGAACAGAAGUUGCAGGACCUGAGCCAAGACAAGGAACAGCUUGCCACAUCUAAGCAGGAGCGAGAAAAGGAAAACCAGGGACUACAGGAACAGCUAGGCAACUUGAAAACACAGAUUGAAAAGCUGUCUAAGGACUUGGAAGAGGCAAAAACUAAGGUGAUCACUGUUACCGUUCCUGUGCCAACACCUGUAUUUCCCCCUCCGCCACCUCCCCCUCCACUCCCAGGCCAAAAUGCAGGUAUACCUCCACCUCCACCACCUCUACCAGGCCAUGCAAACUUAACUGUUCCCCAAGCCCCACAGGCUCCUCCUUUACCGGGUCAUGCUGGUAUUCCUCCACCUCCACCUCCACCCCCUUUACCUGGCAUGCCUGGACCCCCACCCCCUCCACCCCUCCCUGGCAUGCCAGGACCCCCACCACCUCCACCCCUCCCUGGCAUGCCAGGACCCCCACCACCUCCACCAUUACCUGGGAUGGGACCACCACCACCACCACCUGGAGGUCCUGGUAUUCCUCCUCCACCCCCAGGUCCAGGGAUGCCUCCACCUCCACCAUUUGGCAUGGGGGGCUGGGGUGCCCCUGCACCACCAGCACUGCCAUUUGGGCUCAAGCCUAAGAAGGAGUACAAGCCUGAGGUUCAGUUGAAGAGAGCCAACUGGAGUAAGAUCGGACCUGAGGACCUCUCAGAAAAUAGCUUCUGGAUCAAGGCGAAAGAAGACCAAUUUGAAAAUAACGAACUCUUUGCCAAACUUACCUUAACGUUUUCUUCGCAGACAAAAACUGCCCAGCAGCUGGAUUUUGCAAGCACACAGACACCCACACAGAAAAACAACACAGGGAGGCGGGUAGUGCGCUCAGGGCAGGGUCAGAGGUGUUGA
This is a messenger RNA of Pelmatolapia mariae (spotted tilapia), 3061 nucleotides long. RefSeq names its product protein diaphanous homolog 1. The record is from RefSeq and is a predicted model, not a curated record. Gene Ontology annotation, biological process: actin filament polymerization; actin cytoskeleton organization. Gene Ontology annotation, molecular function: small GTPase binding; actin binding. Gene Ontology annotation, cellular component: actin filament. Bases 680 to 3061 code for a protein of 793 amino acids. The transcript is spliced from 18 exons. Lineage: Eukaryota; Metazoa; Chordata; Actinopteri; Cichliformes; Cichlidae.